This is a messenger RNA of Pseudo-nitzschia multistriata, 1364 nucleotides long. NCBI's taxonomy places the organism in Eukaryota, Bacillariophyta, Bacillariophyceae, Bacillariales, Bacillariaceae. The record is from the annotation of a GenBank genome assembly.
CGGAAAAGAAAAAAGAAGGCACCGCGACGCUUCUGCCAACACAACACAAAUCACAACACAAAUCACAACUCAACACAACACACGACACACCACCAACAUGGUCCGAUUCUUCUCCACCGCCUUUUUUGCCGCCGCCGCCCUUUCGGCGAGCGCGAGCGCCCUCGAGCUCGACCCCGACAACUGGCAGGAAAUGACCCRGGGCAAGACGGUCUUUCUCAAGUUCUACGCCCCGUGGUGCGGGCACUGCAAGGCCAUGGCCGCGGACUGGGCAAAGGUGGAGGCCGACUUUGCCGGCCACGAGGUCGCCCUGGUGGGAAGCGUCGACUGUACCGACGACAAGAACGACCAGAUCUGCGAGGCCUACAACAUCGAGGUGCGUGAGAACAAGAAACAAACAAACGAACAAACAAACAAUCCAUUAAAAAAACCCGUGGUGUCGUUGCCUCCUUUCGGUUGCUCGGGGCGGUGUGACCGAAGGGUCGAUCGAUCGAUGAAUCGCAGCCGACCCUUUCGAUAGUGCUUUGUGGGCCCCCAAGAUGUCGGUUCGGUUUUCGCGUUGUGUGGUCUUGGCACUGCAAUCUGACACCCGCUUCUUUUGUUUGUCGACGUUUUUUGUUUCGUGAUGUGCCUUGCCGACGCUGCCCUUUGAUGUUCGGGCGUUGAAUCCUGUUUGCGAUCCAAUCCAAUCCAAUCCAAUCCAAUCCAAUUUAACCCACAGGGCUUCCCAACCUUGAAAUGGGGAGACGUCAACUCCCUCAAGGAGUACCCGGGCAUGCGCAGCUACGACGACCUCAAGGAGUUUGCCACAAAGUACGUCACCAAACCCGUCUGCAGUGUCCACAAGCUGGAGGCCUGCACGGAYGAGGAAAAGGCCGUCAUUGAGGCCGUCGACGGCAAAUCGGACGAGGAGCUCGAGACGCUCGCCAAGGACAUUGCCGAGCAGGCCUUUGAGGCGGAGCAGAAAUUCGACGCCGAARUCGAGAAAAUCGAGAAACAAUUCGACGCCCUGCAGAAGGAAUUCGAAAACACCGUCGAGAAAAUCAAGGCGAAGACCAACUUCAACAUCGUCGAGAUGAUCAUGAACAAGAGAGGUCUCAGGGUUCCCAGACCGGAAGAUUUCGAUCCCAGAUUCGACAUGGAAGACGACGAUGACGACGACGAUCUGAAGGGCGAACUCUAAACACAACAACAACAGCAGCAACAGCAACAAAAACAACAACACUUACAAUGUUCUAGAGAUUGAUUGGAGUUCAAAGUUGUGACACGAGUUUUCUGAUGCAUUCGGCCGCUCAAAACUCAUGUUCCGGUAAUUAGAAAAAAAUUUAAAAAAAAAAUAUAAAAAAAAAUAUAUAUAUAUAUAUGUC